Molecule: messenger RNA, 9079 nt
Organism: Hemibagrus wyckioides
Lineage: Eukaryota; Metazoa; Chordata; Actinopteri; Siluriformes; Bagridae
Gene: ptprdb
Product: protein tyrosine phosphatase receptor type Db
Exons: 35
Coding region: 478-5040 (1520 amino acids)
Biological process (GO): synaptic membrane adhesion; peptidyl-tyrosine dephosphorylation
Molecular function (GO): protein binding; protein tyrosine phosphatase activity
Source: RefSeq, a predicted model, not a curated record
CCCAUAUCGCUCACGCUCUUACCGAAGCGCUGCUCCGCUCGCGCGCUUAGGCAAUCCUUCUUCUUCUUCUUACUACUAUUAUUUCUCUAAAAUAAAAAAUAUUAUAUUCUUUCCGCGCCCCCGGAAAUGAUUUAUUACUCCAUAAUCAGUCCAACUAGUUUCGACUCCUGACAUCUGUGUGUGGGUUUAUUAAUAAUUUUUCCCCCUGCACUGUUGUCUUUUGCUCGGGACGAAGAGAGACCAGGACUCCGCUUGGACAUUCUCCUUCCCCAGACUUCUCAACGGGACACUCGGACCGCCUCUGUGGGAGAACGUCGAGGAGAAUCCAGUGGAGUCUGUCUUUCAUUCGCCCGGCAUGAGGCAGCAUGUGUUUACUCUCAGUUUAGCACAGAUUCUGUAGUUCAGUGACACAUGAAAAAGGUUAUGAGCUCCUGUCGAGCUUGGUGAUUCAGGAGUCUGAGACGAGCCAAUGAGAGGAUGGCCAGAGGUCAUAUGAUCUACAAAGCCACCAUCCAGCUGGUUCUGCCGAUGCUGCUGAGUGUGCUGCCGCUCACACACACUCAUAAUCCACCUCGGUUCACCCGGACACCCACUGACCAAAUAGGCGUCCAGGGUGGCGUGGCCUCAUUCGUCUGCCAGGCUACAGGAGACCCGCUGCCUCGGAUAUCCUGGAGCAGGAAGGGCAAAAAAGUCACCAACCAGAGAUUUGAGGUGAUUGAGUUUGAGGACGGCUCCGGUUCAGUGUUACGUGUGCAGCCACUGCGGACCCCACGUGAUGAAGCUAUAUACGAGUGUGUCGCGUCUAACGAGGCCGGAGAGAUCAGCGCCUCCACCCGCCUCAUGGUGCUGCGCGAGGACCAGCUUCCUUCCGGCUUUCCAUCCAUAGACAUGGGUCCUCAGCUCAAGGUGGUGGAACGUUCUCGCACAGCCACCAUGCUGUGUGCAGCCAGCGGCACUCCUGACCCAGAGAUCACCUGGUUUAAGGACUUCGUUCCCAUCGACACACACACUCACGGACGCAUCAAACAGCUGCGCUCAGAGUCCUUUGGUGCACUGCAGAUUGACCGGAGCGAAGAAACCGAUCAAGGGAAAUACGAGUGCGUGGCUACAAAUAGCGAAGGGACUCGUUACUCAACACCGGCUAAUCUCUACGUCAGAGAGCUGCGAGAUGUGCGCCGGAUCCCUCCACGCUUCUCCGUGCCGCCUAUGGAUUAUGAAGUCAUGCCCGGAGGAGGGGUGAACAUCACGUGCGUGGCGGUGGGCGUCCCCAUGCCUUACGUGAAGUGGAUGCUUGGAACGGAGGACCUGACCCCAGAGGAUGACAUGCCCAUCGGAAAGAACGUGCUCGAGCUCACAGACGUGCGACAGUCAGCCAAUUACACCUGCGUGGCCAUGUCCACUCUGGGUGUUAUAGAAACCGUUGCUCAGAUCACAGUCAAAGCCCUCCCAAAUCCUCCAGGAGCUCCAGUUGUCAUGGAGCGUUCAGCCACCAGCAUAACCUUGAUGUGGGACAGCGGGAACCCGCUUCCUGUUUCCUAUUAUGUCAUCCAGCACCGACCCGCCUCCUCCAACGACCCUUUUAAAGAGAUUGACGCCGUGGCGACAACGCGGUACAGCGUCGGCGGCCUCAGCCCCUACUCGCACUAUCACUUCCGGGUCAUAGCGGUGAACUCGAUCGGCCGCAGUCCUCCCAGUCCUACGGUGGAAGCUCGAACAGCGGAGCAGGCCCCGAGCUCGGCGCCACGCAGGGUCAGAGGACGCAUGCUCAGUGUGUCCACUGCAAUGGUGCAGUGGGAGGAGCCAGAGGAGGCAAACGGACAGGUGGUCGGCUACCGGGUGUACUACACAUCCGAUCCGUCGCUGCAGGUCAACCAGUGGGAGAAGGAGAUUGUUCGUGGAGCAAACUUCCUCACAAUACAGGAUCUGACACCAAACAAGACCUAUUACAUUAGAGUCCUGGCUUUUACUGCAGUAGGAGACGGUCCUCUCUCCAGCGACCUGCACAUCAUUGCCAAAACUGGAGUUCCUUCUCAGCCCACUGAGCUGAAAGCUGAGGUGAAGUCAGAGACAAGCGUACUGCUCUCCUGGCUUCCUCCAGCUCACAGUGGCACCGACGCCAUCAUCGGAUACGAGCUCAUAUACAGGCUCGGAGAUCAGCCCGAGCAGAAGAUCGUGUUCGACCCGAGCUCCAGCUACGUGCUGAAGAACCUGAAGCCCUUCUCUACCUACGCCUUUCAGUUAGCGGCACGUAGUAAACACGGCGUGGGGGCCUUCACCAGCGAGCUCAGCAUACAGACUCCUCAAACGCUAUUUGCGGUGAACUUCCACGUGAAAGCUGCUAUGAAGAGUUCAGUAUGGCUUUCCUGGGAGCCGCGAACCUCACAGAACAAACCUUCGACCUUUAUCAUCUCGUACGGCGAUGGACGCAAACUGGAGGUGGACGGGCGUCUCGGGCUGCAGCGUGUCACAGAGCUGAAGCCGCAGUCGCUCUACACGUUCCUGCUGAGUAAUAAAGCGGACGGCAGCGAGGGCCUGCAGCACCGCGCCGACGCCAUGACCUCUCCGAACCUGCUGCCUAGAAAACCUCAGCUAGUGGAGAAGAGCAGCUCUGACAGUACGGCUACGCUCCAGCUGCCCUCGGUGCACACACACACCCCUGUCAGGGGUUUCUAUAUCGUCGUCAUCCCGCUGAAGAGGCAGAGAGGAGGAAACUUCCAGAAUCCGUGGAGUGAUCCAGAUGAAAUGAAUUUAGAUGAGCUUCUAAGGAUGAUCAACGGUUCCAGUCGAUCGGUACGUUUGCGGAGGCAGGCGGAGCCGAAGCCGUACAUCAGCGCCUACUUCCAGAAUCUUCCGUCCGAGUUUAAGCUGGGAGACGGCCGCGUGUACGGAGUGUUUCUGAACCGACAGCUUCUCAAUGGACAGGAAUACGUCUGCUUCGUGCUGGCCAUUUUAGAGCUUGGACACAAUACCGUGUACUCAACCAGCCCAUUUUCGGACCCUGUGGCAUUCUCGGACAUGGAGCCUCAGCCGAUCGUGGACGAGGAGGAGGGGCUGCUUUGGGUGGUGGGACCCGUACUGGCUGUCAUCUUCAUCAUCAGCAUAGUCAUCCUCAUCCUUCUGUUUAAGAGCAAGCCGGACAGGAAGCGAGCGGAAUUAGAGGGCAGAAAGUGCAGCUUCCCAAGUAGCGGCAAAGCGAUGAGCUCCCAGCAUCCAUCAGAUCCCGUGGAGCUCCGCAGAAUCAACUUCCCAACACCCGGUUUGCGUUCCUCCGGUUAUCGUCGUUUACAAAGUAUGACCGAUCAUCCUCCAGUUCCCAUCUCAGAACUGCCCAGUUACAUAGAGAGAAAAAAAGCCAACGAGAGCCUGAAGUUCACUCAGGAGUACGAGUCUAUUGACCCUGGGCAGCAGUUCUCUUGGGAGCACUCCAACCUGGACAUUAAUAAACCAAAGAACCGUUAUGCAAAUGUCAUCGCCUACGAUCACACCAGAGUGGCGCUGUCUAACAGCGAUGGUCAGCCGGGCGGAGACUACAUCAAUGCCAAUUUUAUCGACGGGUAUCGGCGACAAGGCGCCUACAUCGCCACACAAGGACCCAUGCCUGAUACCAUCAGUGACUUCUGGAGGAUGGUGUGGGAGCAGCACACGGCUAACAUCAUCAUGAUCACCAAGCUGGAGGAGAAAUCAAGGAAUAAGUGUGACCAGUACUGGCCCAGCCGAGGCACAGAGACCUACGGAGUCAUGCAGGUCUCCGUUCUAGAUACCGUAGAGCUCGCAGCUUACUGCGUCAGGACCUUCGCACUCUUUAAGCGUGGCAGCAGCGAGAAGCGGGAGGUCCGUCAGUUCCAGUUCACGGCGUGGCCCGAUCACGGUGUACCUGAACACCCUACUCCGUUUUUGGCCUUCCUGCGCCGAGUCAAAGCCUGUAAUCCUCCGGACGCCGGGCCGAUCGUAGUACACUGCAGUGCGGGUGUGGGGCGCACCGGCUGCUUCGUCGUGAUCGACGCCAUGCUGGAGCGCGUGAAGCAGGAGAAGACAGUGGACGUGUACGGUCACGUGACGCUGAUGCGCUCCCAGAGGAACUACAUGGUGCAGACGGUGGAGCAGUACGUCUUCAUCUACGACGCGCUGCUGGAAGCCGUCACCUGCGGCAACACCGAGGUGCCGGCGCGCAACCUCUACGCUUACAUCCAGAGACUGAAACAGGCCGAGCCGCCCGACAACAUCAGCGCCAUGGAGCACGAGUUUAAAAGAUUAGCCAACGCCAGGGCACACAACUCCCGCUUCGUGAGCGCCAACCUGCCCUGCAACAAGUUUAAAAACAGGCUGGUGAACAUCAUGCCGUACGAGAGCACACGCGUGGGCCUGCAGCCGAUCCGAGGCGUGGAGGGCUCGGACUACGUCAACGCCAGCUUUAUAGACGGUUACAGGCAGCAGAGGGCUUACAUCGCCACGCAGGGUCCUCUGGCUGAGACAGCCGAAGAUUACUGGAGAAUGUUGUGGGAACACAACUCUACUAUUGUAGUGAUGCUCACUAAACUUAGAGAGAUGGGAAGGGAAAAGUGCCACCAGUACUGGCCAUCCGAGAGAUCAGCACGCUAUCAGUACUUUGUGGUGGACCCCAUGGCUGAGUACAACAUGCCGCAGUACAUCCUGCGAGAAUUUAAAGUGACGGAUGCCAGGGACGGCCAGUCCCGCACUAUUCGCCAGUUCCAGUUCACCGACUGGCCGGAACAGGGCGUGCCAAAGUCUGGUGAAGGCUUCAUAGAUUUCAUCGGCCAAGUACACAAGACAAAAGAGCAGUUCGGUCAAGACGGACCAAUCACAGUGCACUGCAGCGCUGGUGUCGGCAGGACAGGUGUCUUUAUCACGUUGAGCAUAGUGCUGGAGAGGAUGCGUUAUGAAGGAGUGGUGGACAUCUUCCAAACGGUCAAAAUGCUGCGAACUCAGAGACCAGCCAUGGUGCAGACAGAGGAACAAUACCAGUUUUGCUACCAUGCAGCACUGGAGUACCUCGGCAGUUUCGAUCACUAUGCAACAUAAAGCGUCUCUGGUUUCUCCUCCCACUUUCUCUGGACCAGCAGGACAUUUCCUCCCGUGUAAUCUUCCGUCUCCCAGCACAGCUGUCUUUACACCGAGUGUGCUGUCUGUCGAGCCGCCUGUUCUUGGCUCCGGAGAACGUAAGCUAGCACUGAAUUGAUUCAAAGGUCAUAUUUAGUUCCGUUCAAUUCAGGGCUAUCUUAAAAUAAUCACCACCACCAACAGAAAUCCAGCGUCUGGGAGACGAGCGGUCCAUCAUUUGGAUUGUGUUUUUGAUUCGACUGUACCACUGAUUUAGACACUGGGGCUAAUACUGAAAAUAUUUUGAGCUCCUGCAACGUCCAAUUGCACACACACACACACACACACACACACACAGAGUGGACCACUGGCAGCCGUGACUUUUCUCAAAAGGCUGUGCAAUACUGAAUAGGACCGCACUUCGGAUUUAAAGCACACACAGUAAUUUUAUGGCCUGUUGAAUUGUUUAAGUAUAAAUAAUAAUAAUAAUAAUAAAUAGUACUAUCUACAAACAGUAUUCAUAUAUGUAUGUGAUGGUCUGGGAAAAAUAAAAAUUAAAAAAUCCGUCAGAUGCUAUAGCCGAAUUCUGGACAACAUUCCGUCUCUGUCUUCUGAAUUCGACGUGGUAUCUUCCGGAGAAACAGCAGUGAAUGCGGUCAGCCAGAUAAACCUAAAACCUUGCGAUUCCCUCACAAAACACGUGAACGCACGUUAAUCACACUACACGGCAACGACAGUGUUUUAUUCCUCUUACCUCACAGUGUUCUUUUCUUUUAAAUGACAUUUUUGACAUAGUUCAUGUUCCCUCACUAAUGAUUUAGUUACGAUGCCAAAAAAAAAAACCCCCUCCACAUCUUGUCAUGUCCCCCCCCCCCCGUGUGAAGAAACCGCUUUACCUCUGACUGUUACAAAGCACUAACCCCAGAGACUCCUUCUAAAUCAGCUCGAUGUCUCCUCACCGCCUGAACCGAUUCACACCACUGUGUGAGAGCAAUGAUCGAUGCAUGUUAAAUAAACCUGGCUGAGCUGCUGCUAUUGGAAAUGAAUCAACACCCUCCGAGCGAUCGCGUUCAAGAAUUCAACAAGCCUGUGCUGUCAAAUUCUAUAAUACAGUGGAACCUCGGCGUAUGAAUCUAAUCCGUUCCUGAGGCGAGUUCUUUGUAUUGCGGAAGGAAUAAGAAAUAAUGUAAAUGCAGAUAAUCCGUUCCAUCCAUCCAAAAAUACGACCAAUAUUCCCAAUACGAACCGUAUGGCUGCUUACAAAGAACUGACCCAAGCCAAGCAUUCCAUGUCAAGGCUCCUCACAGGAAGUCAUGCCACCAAGCUUGGGCUAAAAAUAGAACAGACCGCCCACUCCACCAAUCUGUCAACAAAAAAAACGCCCGGAAAAAUCACCCAGCUUUUGAAUACGUGAUGAAGGCAACGUUGGUUGGUAUCGUGGGUUGACUCGUUCCAAAUAGCUUUCACUGACAAAGAAAAUCCUUCAGUUAGCUUUGCUUGGCUUUCCACUGGCGCUAACAAGAUUUGAACGGCUCCUGGACGUACGGCGUUUGGCUCGUAUGUCGAAAAUGCUUCAUAUACGCCGAUGCAAAUAUCUUGCAAAAUUUCAGGUGAAAAUUCAUAAACCAGUGCAUUCAUAUGGUGAGGUUCCACUGUACUAAUACAUGUUACUUCACGUCUGAGCUAACGCUAGUAAAUAAAAGGGAUUUCCCAGGCCGCCACAAAGAUAUUAGCACAGUUACAGUGUGGGUGGUGUUUAACUAUGAAUCGUGAGUGAGCACAACUAAAUAAUAAUAAUAACCUGAGAGCACAUGAGAGUUACAAAAAGUUGAGCAGUGACCUAAAGUUCACCUUAAGAAAAAAUAAAUAAAUAAACAAAAAAUAAAUCUCCACGGUGACGUUACAGUAACACAGAUGAUCGUUUCGACAGUAGUAGUGCCUUAUCAUAGUUUUCGAUCGUUUGCUUUCGUUCCACUUCUGUGUACGUACCUGUGCUUUAGGUUGUAGACGGUUUUGAUAAACUAGGAUUACACACGUGCCACACCAAAAUUUUAAUAUCACUUAAGCUUAUAUACACUAUAUUGCCAAAAGUAUUGGAACACCGCUCCAAAUCACUGAAUUCAGGGGUUGGGCUCGGCCUCUUAGUUCCAGUGAAAGGAACUCUUAACGCUUCAGCUUCAUACCAAGACAUUUUGGACAAUUUCAUGCUCCCAACUUUGAAUUAGAGUGGAGACUGUGAGCCAGACCUUCUCGUCCAACAUCAUUGUCUGACCUCACACUAGAGAAAUGGUCAGAAAUUCCAAUAAACACACUCCUAAACCUUGUGGAAAGCCUUCCCAGAAGAGUUGGUGUACAGUCAUGUUGGAACAGGAAGGGGUCAUCCCCAAACUGUUCCCACAAAGCAUGAAAUUGUCCAACAUUCUCGGUAUGAAGCUGAAGCAUUAAGAGUUUCUUUCACUGGAACUAAGGGGCCGAGCCCAACCCCUGAAACACAACACCUGAAUUCAGUGAUUUGGACGGAGGGGUGUCCGAAACCUGUUUACCAGUACAGUGUAUAUAUGUGUCUCUCUCUCACGAAACACGUUCAUGAUUUUUAUGAAGCCAUAUUGAUAAAACAUCGAUGCUGCCAAGGCCUUUAGGAAUUGUUACUACAUAAAAAGUGUAUGCAUGCAAAUUUUUUUUUUUGGGAUGGAUAUACUAUAUUUGACCUAAAAAAAAAUCACGAAUUUUGAAAACAUUCAUCUUUUAUAUUAUUAGUCAUCAAAAGGAAAUUAUAUGACACUAAAUCUCUCUCUCUCUCUUUUUUUUUUUUUAUUAUUAUUGUAAAUGAUCUUAUCUUGCUUCUUGGAGAGCAUGCAGUGUUUUAGCUAGCGAGGUGUCCGUAUUGACAACUUCACCAGUCGAGGAGUUUCAUGCAGGGUUCCUGGAUAUAUGUAAGUUAUUUUAUAAAUCAUAUGAUUAUUGUAUUCUACUAUACUAGAAUUCGCACUGUACACGUCAAGAAAAGUAGAAGAAACACACACCAGGUGAACACUCGAGCCACAAAAACAUUUUACAACUAGCGUACUGCUUUAUGGGGGGGGGGGGGGGGACAUGAAAGCACUGCGUCAUCCAAGGACCGUAAUCAGGUGUGUGUGUGUGUGUGUCGGUCGAUGAGGGAACAAUACACACUCUCGCUCUAUGCACUGACCGUUCAUCGCUCUUCGAAUACGGAGCGUGGUUUUUUUUUUGUUUUUUUUUUAAAUCCCGCCCCAUUAUCACCAUGGUGACCACAGUGUGCAUGUUACGCUAUACAACGAAUAUCUUUUGGUGUUCCAGCUUAAGGAGAAUAUACACUUUUGUAGUGUUUUAGUGUUCGAUGUUUUCCAGAAGACCAGACGGUGUGUGAUUGUAGUUCUCUCCGCGUUAAAGACUACGCCCCGAAGGAGCGGACAGGAACCGAGUUUUCUCGAAGGACGCCAGAAACUUUUCACCCGAAGCUCUGAACAGUUUCGGCUCCGCUAGAACAUUUACGACUUAAACGGAUGUUAGGUGUGAUUCUCUGCAUUAAAAAAAAAAAAAUAUAUAUAUAUAUAUAUAUAAUAAUUAAAUUGCAAAAACUCUAAACAUCAGCCUAACUCUACAUUUCCAUAUUUCGCCCCUCUGCAAAGUCAGCCCCACCCCCCCUGAAUAAAUCCGCACUGUUCGUUUCAUCAUGUUGAUAUGACCAAAUACCCAUUCCACCGCUCUUUUCUCUUCACUCCGUAAGACCGUUGAUGUGAGAGUUUCUGCGAUUUGACCCAUCCAGUCGACGUGAGCACAAGUGAGGCCUGUCUUCUGUUAUUUACCUCUUAUUUUGUAGUAAAUGUAAAUAUUUUAGAGAAAUGAUAAUCUUAUGCUUUUUUAUUUUCCUACUUUUGUUGUGAGGGGGAAAAAAAAAAAAAAAAAAAAGUCGUGUCAAUUACAGGGGUGUUUGUGGAACUUUUUUUUUGUUUGUUUGUUUGUUUCGUUUUGUUACAAAUAAAACUGGCAACAAAUGUAA